AUGGGGUAAUAAUAUGCGAAAUAGUAAGGAUUAGAGAGAGUUGAUGUAUUUGGUUAAAUCGUAUUUCUUCGUAUGAAUAAAUAAGCCUAUUUCCGAACAAAAUUAGGAGGUACAAUAUCAUUGGCAGUGUUAUUUUUAAUGAUAUAUUUCUACUCUUAAAGCUUACAAUCUUUUUUCUUAAAGGAAUAAUUAAGAGUUAUCUCAGCUAAUAAAUUUGAGGAUGAAGUCUAAUCAAUCUAAUUAGAUUAAUCCGAUUUCAUGUUUGCUUUUAAAAUAGAGUAAAACAAUUUUACUACAUCACCUUUUUUUAAUUUAACACUGGAAUAAAAGUAAACUCAUAAAAUACUAUUCAAGAAAAUACUAAAGACUACCUAAUGGUUAAUAAAAUAAAAUAUCUACAUUAAUCCCAUUAGUGCCUUGUACAACUGACAGAUUCUAAACCACUUUCCUAAAAUAUGGAAUUAAUUUUGAGUAAGAUUUCAAUAAAUUUGACAUUGGGGAUUUUCUAUGUCCACAGUAAAAUAUUUAAAUUAUUUAGGUAUAACAAUACUUUAUUUGUCGGUGGUACUUACACAAGUAAAAGUUAAAACUUAUUAUUUAGGUAAUGAAUUCUAAUAUUUAACUCUCACUGUUUCAUAAUGUAUAAGCAAUCAUUAGGUUUUAUGUGCCACUGAAAAUUCCAUUCAUGAUUAUUUCUAAAAUACUGGCUCUUUUAAAUUACAAAUCUAUACUAUUAAUUAAGUAUUAACAUCAUUAACUAUUUAGCUUAUCAAUCCUUACAAAUAAGGAUAUCGAUCAGCAUUUUUAGAUGAUCAAAUUUAUUUUACAUUUGUACCAAAUUAAUUGAAUAGAAAAGCUAAUAUUUAUUUUAGGAAAUAUGAAUUUAUUAAUGAUGAGAGUCUCUUGCCAUUUAGGUAUAAUUUGAAAUUAUGAAGUGAUAUUUAAGAAGAUAAUGUUUUUUUAAUCGAUUAAUCUGAUUUGAAAGAAAUGUCAGAUAUUGGGACUUAUCUUGAUACAUCUUAUGCAACUUUUAAUUUUAGAUUAAAUCCGUUUAAAACAUAAUUCACUAGAAGUUAUUAAAAAAUUGAUGAGCUUUUAUCGAAUCUUGGAGGUAUAUAAUAAGCUUUCUUUUUUUUUAUUGGAUUGCUUGUUGGAUUGUAUAAUAGAAUAUAAUGUAUGAUCUACAAUUAUUCUAAGUUUUGAUAUAAUUGGCUAAUAAAUUAUUCGAAUUUCAAUUAGAUUCAAGUAUUCAAAACAGAUAACACCAAGAAAAUCUUGAAUUGAUUAAUGAGUUUAUGUAGCAUAGAGAAAAUCAUCUGCAUAUAAAUUCUAAUGCAGAAAUAGAUGAAUUAGAUAAUUAAUAAGCAGAAGAUAAAUUAUCACCGGAUCUUUCUCAAAGAUAUAAUUUACUGAAUUUAUUUAUAAAUACUGGGGCAAUAGUAUCAAAAACAACGAAUCAUUCAAAAUCAAGUAAGGAAACAAUUAAAUAACACUAUAUUUUGGCUGAGAAAUUAAAAUUUAUCUCAGGAAUAGAUUAUUUUUAAAAAUAAAUAAUAAAGAUAAUAGAAAGGCAGAAACCAAUUUAUUUAGAUUUUUAGAUAUUCUGUAAUUAUAUAAGUUGUGGUAAAUUGUUUAAGAAUCAGCCAAAAGUAAUAUUGAUGAAUAAAGCUUUGUAAAUAAAAUAAAAAAUAUAUUAGUGAUAAUAUAAUAGAUUAAUUAGAUGUUCAUCAUAUAUUAUUAAAAUUGAAUGAAUUAGAGAAAUUAAAAGAGACAGUAUUUAAUUAUAAAUAAUUAUUGAUGUUCAAUUUCACUCCUAAACCAUUAAUAAAUCUUGAGAGUAAUACAAAGUAGCCUUCAAGAUAACUUUUAGAACAGAUAGUAAAAUCUCCUGAGGCAAUGGGUAAACAAAUUAAUUAAUUAAAAUAGAUAAAACAGAUUAAGAAUUCUUUGAAAUGAUUAAUUAUAAAAAGAUGAGCAGAAAUUAACCUAAUCUUUUUGGAGAUUACUUAAUUUAUUCAAAAAUAUUUAAUGUAAUAAUUUAAUGUAUAAAAAUAAGGCUUAUGAUGAUAUAUUAUAAUCAAGUGAUUCUGUAUAUUAAAAUAAAGCAUUAAUUUAAAAACUUGGACCUGAAUUAUAGAUAGUUUUUAAGUUAUCGAAAUUAAUAGAUACUCAACAUAAAAUUUAUAAUAAACAAAGAAAUCCUACUAGAAGAGGAGCACUUUAAUAAGAGGAAGAAGAUCUUUGUGUAAAAAUGUUUGAUUAGCAUAGCCAAUAGAGUUGA
This is a messenger RNA of Paramecium sonneborni, 2281 nucleotides long. The record is from the annotation of a GenBank genome assembly. NCBI's taxonomy places the organism in Eukaryota, Ciliophora, Oligohymenophorea, Peniculida, Parameciidae.